Molecule: messenger RNA, 1762 nt
Organism: Anneissia japonica
Lineage: Eukaryota; Metazoa; Echinodermata; Crinoidea; Comatulida; Comatulidae
Product: osteopetrosis-associated transmembrane protein 1-like
Exons: 7
Coding region: 120-992 (290 amino acids)
Cellular component (GO): cytosol
Source: RefSeq, a predicted model, not a curated record
GAUCAACGAAAACACAACAAUACAUACACAGCGGAAAGAGAGAAGAAAAUAUCUAUAAUUAUUCUUUUCUAAGACAAUGUUGCGCUUUAACCUUUAACUAGUUUGCCUUGGCUUAUAUAAUGUUUUUCAAGAGGCGACGUCUGUGGACUUUCUGUACAUUUGUUUAUUAUUAUUUAAUUGUUUCAGGAGCAGUUUCAUGGGAAAACCAAAAUGCAACAUCAAAAACGAAUAUACAACAAAUUCAUAGAGAACAUAAUGCAGAAAUUAGUAUAGAGAAACAAAUGGAAAAUGAAUUGAAUUCAGUUAGUGACCUGGACGAAGUCUGCAAGCGCGACCUAGAAAUUUACGCAAAUGCAUCAUCAUUAUUUAUGGAGUGUGUGGUACUUCACGCUAAACCCUUAAACUUUUGCGAAAGAUGUGUCGCCAAGUACGUGCUGGCUUCAGAAGCUUUCACUAAAAUUAAAAAUGAGCACAGGUGCAGUCGUCAUUUAUUGCGAUCUGAUUAUUUACAAGUGAUAAGCAAGACCAAUGAUUUCCUCAAAAACUUGUGGAAUGCUGGCAACUGUGAUAAUUGCUUUGAUACUGUUAAAUUCAACGACACUUACGCACUGAACGAGGAAACUAGACAAUUUUUCCAAUUCUACAAUCAAACGAAGGAAUGUUUCAACAAUUUUUCAAUGGUGAAUAUCACUCAGGCAAGCCACAGUAAUGAUUCGUUAAGUCCUUUGUGUAUCAAAUGUAAGGAGCUUUACAGAAAAAUGUACAUUCAAUACACAGACCUGGGUAGUCCAAGCUAUUUGUGUGUUGAUGUGUUAGAAAAGAUGAAUGUUACACUGAAAAUUUGGAGCCACGAUUACCACUGUAAUCUUCAUGAUAAGAAUAAAGAAGCAGUGAUUGCUAUUUCGCUGUUCGUUUGUUUGCUACCAAUUAUGUUCUACCUCCUUGCCAAAUGGAAUGGUGUGAAGCAAUAUAAGCAGUCUCUAUAUAGAUGAUUUGGAUUUUGUGUAAUGUCAACUAAAACUACAUCAGAAGAAAUUAAAUCUCUCGUAUGGAAAUGAUAAAUUCCUGAAAUUCAAUCUUUUCCGUGAGCACCAUUUAUUCCUUUCUAAAGGCUUGUUCAUUUAAAAUUUGGUGCAUUAAAUAUAAAUUGUAUGUACUUACAUUUUUUUCUUUAUGUAUAUAUCAUUUAUAUCACUGUAUUUAGUUUUUGUUGACCCCUUCUAAAACAAGCCUACCAGCUUAAAGGGUUAUCCUACGUUAUCCAUUAAUGUCUUAUUGUCAGUGUUUUGAAAUGAUUUAUUUUGUUUUUAUAAAUAAAAUGUAAAUUUUUUUUGUAUUGAUAUGAGAAAAAAAAAACAGGAAACUGAUGGUACUUUUUUACAUCAAUUAUAAAAAGUAUUGUAUAAGAAAUUCAGUUACCUAUUUAAUAGUCAGCAGAAGUGUUUUUGGCAGGACCAAAGGCCCUCUCUCAAAGCAUAUGGCCCCAACCUGUCUUUCUGGGACCAGAAAACCACUCCCACUCCCUUGGCCAUAAACCUGAAUCUGCCAGAGAUAAAUUGCUCGAGCUCUAAUCAGCUGAUGGGACCUUUCUGCUAAACCCUGCCUGUGGAUAUUAUUGCCCAGGUAAGACAUACGCAUGUUCCUGACCUUGUUUUCAUUGGUCAGUUGUAUUGACCUGUCAAUUAUGGCUAUCAAAUCAUGGAGAAUAAUUCAUACAUAAGCCUACAAUUUGAUAAAUUAUAAUUAAAGAAUAUCCAAUUUU